This is a messenger RNA of Amyelois transitella, 1081 nucleotides long. It is a transcript of the gene Aps, whose product is annotated as diphosphoinositol polyphosphate phosphohydrolase 1. Bases 357 to 827 code for a protein of 156 amino acids. The transcript is spliced from 4 exons. Gene Ontology annotation, biological process: diadenosine hexaphosphate catabolic process; adenosine 5'-(hexahydrogen pentaphosphate) catabolic process; diadenosine pentaphosphate catabolic process. NCBI's taxonomy places the organism in Eukaryota, Metazoa, Arthropoda, Insecta, Lepidoptera, Pyralidae. Gene Ontology annotation, molecular function: endopolyphosphatase activity; diphosphoinositol-polyphosphate diphosphatase activity; bis(5'-adenosyl)-hexaphosphatase activity. The record is from RefSeq and is a predicted model, not a curated record. Gene Ontology annotation, cellular component: nucleus; cytoplasm.
AUGUACUUCCGGUUGUCAGCUGAUAGAUCCUUGCUCGCUUUCCCAAACCUAUUUCGAUUUUCGCAGAGAAAGAAAACGUCAGGCACCAUUCAACAUGGGCUUAUUUUACGCGAUUAAAAGCUAGUUGUAGCUGAAAUAUUGCUCUAAUUGUAGUGUUAUUGUUAUUAUAGUUUCAUUUUACAUGUACGUUGUGUAACUUUAUAGUCGAAAAUGGAUACGUUUAUCAUAGGAUACCUGGGUUAUGGCGUUUGUUGAUCAUUAAAAAAUUACGUUCGGUUCAUAGUUUUACUUUAUAUUUGAUGUCAGCUUUUAGUUUGUGAUCGUCUGUUUAGUUCGUGUUUACGUGUAAUAUUAAGAUGGUGAAGGAGAAGCCAAAUUCCAUACGGAUUUACGAUGACGAGGGUUUCAGACGCCGUGCGGCGUGUAUAUGCGUACGAUCGGACGCCGAAACCGAGGUGCUUCUCGUGACGUCGUCACGUCGACCGGACAAUUGGAUUGUGCCGGGUGGCGGCGUGGAGCCCGAAGAGGAGCCUUCGGUGACGGCCAUGCGGGAGGUGCUGGAAGAGGCGGGCGUCAUCGGCAAGCUGGGUCGGUGCCUUGGAGUCUUUGAGAACCGAGAGCACAAACACAGAACGGAAGUGUAUGUGAUGAUGGUGACACAAGAGCUGGCUGAGUGGGAGGACUCCCGGCUCAUGGGCCGCAAGCGCCAGUGGUUCUCCAUAGACGAUGCGCUCGCGCAACUCGCGCUGCACAAGCCCAUACAGCGCCAUUACUUGCAACAGCUGCGUCGCUCCAAACAAAACAAGCCUGACGACCCCGGCAGCUAAGCCCGCUUCAGGCAUAGGUUAAGCUCAGAACGCCUUCCGGCCAUCUGCUUCACCACGCUGCAUAAAACACGUAACCGUAACAUCUCGUUUUUUCUACUUUACGUAUAUUUUUAUACUACAACAAUGGAAUAAAUGUUAAUUUUAUUUUGUUAGCAUUAAAACGAAAAGACAUGCAGAGCUCUAUUUUUUAUUUAAAUUAACUUGAGUAUAUCUAAUCCUCGAGGAGUUUUAAAAUAAAUUUUAUAUUGAUCUUU